AUUAAAAACGGGACGCUGAACGGUUCCACAUCAGAAACGAAAGUGAACACGAGCUGUACGAAAGGAACAACAUCGAAGAAUCGAAAUGUCUAGAUACAUCAUCGCCAUUAUGCUCCUGGUUGCAGUGAUUCUUCCUACUGCCAAAAUGGACCCUCUGUGCCCUGUGAACGAGCUUUGGCAGCGUUGCGGAAGACUUUGCGAACCGAGUUGCGCCAAUCCGAACCCUACGCAUUGCCCACGAAUCGAAUGCACAGUGUACACAGCCGCCUGUCGUUGUCAAAAUGGAUACGUCAGGCAAGACGAGAGCUCCUCAUCAUCCCCCUGCAUCUCUCCCGCAGAUUGCUAAUGUCAAAAAUUUAAUAAGCCCCCUAUACAACGGUUCUGACUUAAAUGUGACACUGUACUAAUUAUUAUUAUUAUAAUAAAUAUCGUUUGCAAGCUUAUAUAUGGAAUUUAUGCG
Messenger RNA from Colletes gigas, 460 nucleotides. Its product is annotated as chymotrypsin inhibitor-like. The record is from RefSeq and is a predicted model, not a curated record. The coding region runs from base 86 to 346 and encodes 86 amino acids. The transcript is spliced from 3 exons. Lineage: Eukaryota; Metazoa; Arthropoda; Insecta; Hymenoptera; Colletidae.